CCCAUAACCUUGGAUGAUGAGGGGAAUAGAAAGUGUGUGUGUGUGUGUGUGUGUGUGGUAAUGAGAGAGUGGGUGGGUGCAGAAAAAAGGAAGUGGCAGAGAAGAAGAAGAUCGAAGUAAAAGACAAGACGACAGAAAGCAACAGAUGAGAGAAAAGGAGGAAGAGACGAGGACUCAAGCCAAGACGACAAAGACGAGAAAGAGGAGGACGAGAGGGAGGGAGACAAACACAACAAGGUGAAAGUCAGAAGGAGCUCCAGACUGAGAGGACGACUCACACCUCCCUGAAUCACACAAACACACAACAUCAUGGCUGACGAAUGACUGGACGCUGUUGACCAACUCUAACACAUAAAAACACACACAAACAAACACACCAUGAGUAUGUCGUCAGUGGGCUCAGCCCCCCCUCCUGCUGAUGAUGCGACCACGCCCCCACCAAUGGCCACACCUCCUCGCAAAGCCUCCAUCCGCCUGCAGGAAAGGCGGGGCUCAAACCUCUCGUUGUUAUUGGAUGUGAGCAGUCUGGGGGCGGAGCCCGUGUGCUCCGUCUCUACUCCGAAGGAGGUGUGGCUUCAGCUGCUUCACACAUCGUCACGACCUCUCACACACUUGAUGCUGCAGCAGGCUGCCGAGGACACAAACACUCUGAAUGCAGAGUAUCAGAAGAUCCCCCCGAACUUUGUGAGUGCCGCAGAGCUCGAUGUUCCAGGACACAUGAUCAAAGACAGAUACAAAACCAUCCUGCCCAACCCUGAGAGCCGGGUGGUCCUGAGGAGCCCAGAGGAAGAGUCGGGGCCAGACCGCUACAUCAACGCCAACUACAUCAGGGGUUACAGAGGAGCUCCAAGGGCCUACAUCGCCACCCAGGGGCCGAUGCUGCACACUGUUGGGGACUUCUGGGACAUGGUGUGGCAGGAGAGGAGCAGCAUCAUCGUCAUGGUAACCAGACUGAAGGAGAACAACGAGAAGUGUGAGCUGUACUGGCCCCAGCUGAGGGAGAGGAGGAGGAGGAGCAGGCUGAAGGAGGAGGAGGAGGAAAAGGAGGAGGAGGAGGAAGAGGAGAAGGAGGAUGAAGAAGGAGAGACGGGACAAUUCGGCAGAUUCCUCCUUACAGUGAAAGACAGCCGAGAGAAAGACGGUUUCACCGUCACUGACAUGGAGAUCCAGCUAUGUUCUGAGCGUCGUCCUAUCAGACACUACUGGUUUACUUCUUGGCCUGACCACCACAUCCCACAAUGCACUGCUCCUCUUCUGAGAAUGGUGGAGGAGGUGGAGACAUACAGCAAGUCCUUCCUACCACUCGGCUCUCAGCCAAUCACAGCUCCCGCCCUCAGUCCUGGACCAAUCGUUGUCCACUGCAGUGCAGGUAUUGGGAGGACAGGUUGUUUCAUUGUCAGCAGUAUUGGCGUUCAGCAGCUCAGAGACACUGGACAGGUGGACAUCCUGGAGACAGUUUGUCAGCUUCGACUGGACAGGGGUGGAAUGAUCCAGACCACAGAGCAGUACCAGUUCCUGUAUUCCACCCUGUCCCAGUACAGCUCCCAGUUACAGGAGCAGAACCAGCAGAACCAGAACCAGCAGAACACAGAGGACCAGGUCAGCAGACAGCUACAAAACCUGCAGCUGUCAGAACAGGAAGGACUGAGACCACACAGAACCUGAAGAACCAAAAGGCCAGGGACACACCAGGGAUAUUCAGGAAGACAUAACAAGGAUUAUCACCAGAAUCAGGAAGAUGGAAACACGAUAACCUAAAGACGUCAAAUGGACUUCAGGAUCAGAACCACCAGAACCCAAAGACCUGGUGGACUCACAGUUUGGGAAAGCAGCAGCAGUGUUACAGUCACACAGGAACCCCAAAACACUUUUGUUCCAGUUCAAUGAGAUCCCCAAGAACCCAGACCACCAGAAUCACACUGGACUGAACCAUGUAGGAAAAACAACCGAUGGAAUAAUGUCUUUGAUAAAAAUUAAAAUCUGAUGAAUUCAAAUAAAAAUUAAAGAUGAAUUUGCUUUAAUGUUUCA
This is a messenger RNA of Epinephelus lanceolatus (giant grouper), 2028 nucleotides long. Its product is annotated as tyrosine-protein phosphatase non-receptor type 7-like. Gene Ontology annotation, biological process: protein dephosphorylation; signal transduction. Lineage: Eukaryota; Metazoa; Chordata; Actinopteri; Perciformes; Serranidae. Gene Ontology annotation, cellular component: cell junction; cytosol; plasma membrane. The record is from RefSeq and is a predicted model, not a curated record. Gene Ontology annotation, molecular function: protein tyrosine phosphatase activity; protein kinase binding.